Messenger RNA from Colletotrichum higginsianum IMI 349063, 2172 nucleotides. RefSeq names its product Fungal specific transcription factor domain-containing protein. Gene Ontology annotation, molecular function: zinc ion binding; DNA-binding transcription factor activity, RNA polymerase II-specific; sequence-specific DNA binding. The transcript is spliced from 6 exons. Gene Ontology annotation, biological process: DNA-templated transcription; positive regulation of transcription by RNA polymerase II. The coding region runs from base 1 to 2172 and encodes 723 amino acids. The record is from RefSeq and is a predicted model, not a curated record. Lineage: Eukaryota; Fungi; Ascomycota; Sordariomycetes; Glomerellales; Glomerellaceae.
AUGAGCUCCACUGCAGCUCCUCUUCCCAGACUCCCUGCCUGCCAGCUGUGUUAUCGGAAGAAGAUCAAAUGCGAUAGCACGAGGCCACGAUGCAGUCCAUGUACGAAAAGCGACAGCCAGUGCGUCGUUCUCAGCCCGGGCGGUGAAGAACCGCUCUCUAGAGCAGAGAUUGAUCGUCUAGAACAAGAGGAGAGGGCGUUGUCCUCAAGACUUCAGACACUACGACGUAAUGAUGAAGGGUCGACCCCAAGAGCACCCGACCGUCCUGCCGCCGGGACCGGGCACACGGCCGCCUCGGUCGAAAGUUCCGACGUUUCGCCAUCAGACGUCGAGGGCCUUGGCUUUAUGGCUUCUCUCUUCACCGAUCCCGAUCUCAGAAGAAACAACACCGAGUUGUUGCAGAUCCUAGCCAAAGUGCCCAACGCCCCUGAGCCCUCCAUAAGCCCCUGCGAGCUGCCUUCUUCGGAGGACGCCGAGUUUCUCUUCGAAAGAUACAUCGACUGGUCACAUGUCCAGAGUCCCUUUCUCUGUCGGGACGAGAUUAGGGAGCUUCGCCGCCGGCUUUUCUCGUUUCCUCUUGCCGGCCAAUCUGCCCCGGACCAUGAUCUUUUCAGGGCCUUCAUGAUCCUGGCAGUGGGCUCCGUGUUUCCGUACCGCAAUGGCGCACACCACCAACAUCCCGAAGGCUAUUACCUUGCCGCUUUACAGCACCUUGGUGCCGACUUUUUGACGCGCGGGCUAGAUUCCGUGCAGGAUCUGUUGUUGGUAUGUCGCUUCGGUAUCUAUCACCGGAUCGGCACUUCGAUAUGGGAUGUGAUCCGGCUGUGCGGUCGCCUAUGCAUCGAGCAAGGCCUGCAUCUCAACGACCAACCGAGCAAGAGUCUUUUGCAUGCACAGAUGAAGCGGCGCGUCUUUUGGUACUUCUACAUCAUCGAUCGCUACAGCUCGACCCUUCUCGGGAAGCCCUUCACCAUCAACGACCGCGACAUCGAGACCAGCUUCCCCGUCGACGCAAACGACGAGGAUCUCGUAGCCGCGGACCAGUCUCUGCGAGACCUCGCGGCGUUCCAGAUGACGCACGUCCCGCUCGGCCCAAGCGAGAUGACUGUGUUCUUCACCGCGGUGCGCCUCAGACAGAUUUCAUCGAGGAUCCACACAGAGUUCUCCAAGCUUUCCCGGAACCAUUUCGAGGUCUCGCGGAGCCACCUUGCACCUGGCCACAUCUACACCACGCUAACACGCUUGAUGCGCGAGCUCCAGGAGUGGAGGGACCACGCGCCGGUCUUCCCGCGCCCAAAAUGUCUCUACGAGUCUCAGGACUGGUUCGACCUCCUGCUCGCCCGGGAGCAGCUCUACCUGGUGCGAAGAGCGAUCGACCUCGUGCCCAAGCGGGAGGGUAAAACUCCGAGGCACGUCUCCGUCCUGUAUCUCAAGACGGCUCUCCGAACCAUUGAGGUGUAUUCCCUCCUGUGCCAGAAUCGCCCGCUCAUCACCCACACCCGGAGCUAUUUCCACAUGAUGUUCACGGCGGGCCUGUCUGUAAUAUUCUGCGUCUCUGCUGCGACGGCUCUCGACGUCGAGGAUGUCCAGAGCGCUUCCGCCGGGUUGACGCAGUGUGAAGAGACUCUGCGGGACAUGGUUGAGCAGCUCGCGAGCGCGAGACACUACGUCGUCGUGUUUGAGGCUCUUCGUCACAACACAUUCCGGAAGCUCAAUCGAGUUCUGGAAGCGCUGAGGCCCGACAACGGCCAUCAAUGUGUGACGGCUGACCCAUCGGCUUCGACUCGUCCCUCUGGGUUUUCUGCACACUCCUCGCAUCCUCUCCCGUCAUCUUUGGGGACGGAGCGGCCCGACCACGCGGAAUAUCGCAUGGAAGACGUAAGUAGCAGCCAGGCGGCUCAGAACCACGUCCCGGUCGGCGAUACGUCGAACACGCUCAACUUUUCGUUGCCUUUGGACAACAGGAUGGCCGGGGACGCCACGACGUACCUGUUUACCGGGAGAAGCAACUUUGGUUCCCUGGGGAUCACCGGAAAUCCAUCUCCCAGCAGCGAUCUCCUUGACUGGGCUUUCCUGAACGACGAGACGCUGUGGAACAUGGAAACGGUGUUGGGGGAGUACGUAUAUGGCGACCCUAGCCGGCAUGCUGGUUUUGACGGGUUUGAAUUUUGA